This is a messenger RNA of Brassica napus (rape), 1283 nucleotides long. RefSeq names its product tetraspanin-12-like. Gene Ontology annotation, biological process: auxin-activated signaling pathway. Bases 227 to 1018 code for a protein of 263 amino acids. The record is from RefSeq and is a predicted model, not a curated record. NCBI's taxonomy places the organism in Eukaryota, Viridiplantae, Streptophyta, Magnoliopsida, Brassicales, Brassicaceae. The transcript is spliced from 2 exons. Gene Ontology annotation, cellular component: plasmodesma; plasma membrane.
UAUAUAUAUAUAAAUAGUUAAGCCGUCAACCAAAUCAACCUAACUAUGACAAGUUUAAUAUUCACAUUUGUUUUAACUUUUUGGUAAACAAGCUCAAUAUUCCUCGUAUACACAUAUAUACCAUAGCACACGGAGCCAUGUAUUUAAUAAAUAACACUUGACAUUUAUUUUCUCAACAAACCGACUUGUCUCUUCUCUCCGGCCAAAAAUAACCGGCGUUUAAACAAUGCCACGGCUAAGCAACGCCGCCGUGAUAACAACGAACGCAAUCCUCGCAUUGAUCGGCCUCGCCACCUUAUGUUUCUCUGUCUAUCUCUUCAUUGAAGGCCCAUCACAAUGUCAACGCUUCAUUCAAAACCCUCUCAUCGUAACAGCGACUCUUCUCUUCUUCAUAUCUUCCUUAGGCCUCAUUGCGGCUCUCUACGACAACUACAUCAUCAUUACUCUCUACCUGUUCUUCCUCUUCCUCUCCAUUCUUCUCACCCUAAUCUUCUCCAUCUUCAUCUUCCUUGUAACUAAUUCUUCCGCCGGCAAAGCGUUUUCAGACAAAGGAAUAGGGAAUGUGAAGACCGGUGAUCUUCAAAACUGGAUAGGAGACCAUUUCCUUCAAGGUAAGAACUGGGAAGGGAUUAAACGAUGCAUGGCUGAUUCUUCCAUUUGUAGGUUUCGUCCACGUGACGUUGACUUUGACGCCAAACAUCUCUCACACGUAAAGUUCGGAUGUUGUCGACCUCCAGUAGAAUGUGGCUUCGAGGCAAAGAAUGCUACAUGGUGGACAGUUCCAGCAACGUCGACGGCAGAGAUCAAAGGGGACUGCAAAACAUGGAGUAACACGCAGAGCGAGUUGUGUUAUGCAUGCGAGUCCUGCAAGGUUGGAGUUUACAGAGGGAUAAGAAAAAGAUGGAGGAUUCUUCUCGUCUUCAAUAUCCUUAUUAUACUUCUCGUCGUUCUGCUUUACUCAUGUGGCUGCUGUGUGAGGAAAAACAAUCGUGUUCCAUGGAAGCGCCGGUUCCUCUAAAUACUCGUCCUUCAUUUUGUUUCUUUUUACUUCUCAAAAUUAAUUAAUUUAUCGUUCCUAUUUUUUUUCUUGAAAUUCUUACUUGAUGUGUUGAUACUUCUUGAACAUGAAUACUGGUUUGGAUAUACUAAUGUGUGAAUGCAUUGAUGGAAACAACUAUGAGAACAUCUUAUUUCACACAAAAAAAAAAUUAAUAUUUCAAAAUAAUUUUGUUAAAUAUUAAAAUUUAUUUCUUAAAAAAUAUAAACCACUGACAGAAAACAAG